Messenger RNA from Rhodamnia argentea, 2419 nucleotides. RefSeq lists its product as uncharacterized. Lineage: Eukaryota; Viridiplantae; Streptophyta; Magnoliopsida; Myrtales; Myrtaceae. The transcript has 10 exons. Gene Ontology annotation, biological process: regulation of photosynthesis, light reaction. The record is from RefSeq and is a predicted model, not a curated record. Bases 115 to 2319 code for a protein of 734 amino acids.
CAGAAUUAACGGUCGAGCGCGGUGCUGUGAACUGAAACAUACUCCCAGUCCUCCUCCUGCUCAAUCUCGAGAUUUUCGACUCCCACUCGGCACUCACUGAGUCGUCGAGUCGCCAUGAUCACCUGCAAACCAUCCCAGCUCAACCUCGAAGCCCUCUCCAAACACCAGCUCGCCCGCCGCCCCAGAAGUAACGUUUCGUCUUCGCACCCCAACCACCCUGCUCUGCGCAGCCAAUGCGCCGUCGUUUCGUCUUCACGACGGAGUAGCAACUCUGCUGGAGUUUGCAGCGUGAGGAACAGCAGCGGCAGCAGAGGGAAGAAAGAAGGUGGUGUUAAUGGUGGUGGGUAUUGCGAGAGCAGAGAGAGGGAGGGAGUGGAAGGAGGAGGAGGAGGAGGAGGAGAGAGAAAGGUGCAUUGCGAGGUGGAGGUGAUAUCGUGGAGAGAGAGGAGGAUCAGGGGUGAGAUCUCGGUGAAGGCGGACGUUGAAUCGGUUUGGAACGCUCUUACCGACUAUGAGCGCCUCGCCGAUUUCGUCCCCAAUUUAGUCUGCAGUGGGAGAAUCCCCUGCCCGCAUCCUGGGCGGAUAUGGCUGGAGCAGAGAGGCCUGCAGAGGGCGUUAUAUUGGCAUAUUGAAGCUCGUGUUGUCUUGGACCUUCAGGAGUUUGCCAAUUCAGCUAAUGAGCGUGAACUUCACUUUUCCAUGGUUGAUGGAGACUUUAAGAAGUUUGAAGGAAAAUGGUCCCUAAAAUCAGGGCCUAGAUCCUCAACAACUUUGUCAUAUGAGGUAAAUGUGAUACCACGCUUCAACUUCCCAGCUAUUUUCUUAGAAAGGAUCAUCGGGUCAGAUCUCCCAGUAAAUCUUCAAGCCUUGGCAUUCAGAGCUGAAAGAAAUUUCGAGGGAAAUCAGGAGUUGUCUUCAGCGAUGAGUUAUAGAGACAGAGCAAUCAACGGUGCUGUUACUUCCAUUGGCCCUGACCUGGACAAUAAAGUGCAGCCUAAAGACAUCAGCAGUGCUAAUGCUAGUCAACUGCCUGCGUCAUCGACUGAGCUGACUAGUAAUUGGGGCGUGUUUGGCAAAGUUUGCAAGCUUGAUCGGCCUUGUGUGGUGGAUGAAGUUCAUCUCCGUAGACUCGAUGGCCUAUUGGAAAAUGGGGGCGUCCACCGAUGUGUCAUCGCUAGCAUAACAGUAAAAGCUCCUGUUCGCGAAGUCUGGAAUGUCUUGACUAGUUAUGAAAACCUUCCUGAGAUAGUUCCAAAUUUGGCCAUCAGCAAGAUUUUAUCCCGAGAAAACAACAAAGUUCGAAUUCUUCAGGAAGGAUGCAAAGGUCUGCUGUAUAUGGUGCUCCAUGCCCGUGUUGUUCUGGAUUUAUGUGAACGUCUGGAACGAGAAAUUAGUUUUGAGCAGGUCGAAGGGGACUUUGACGCCUUUCAGGGGAAAUGGAUCUUUGAGCAACUAGGAAAUCAACAUACGUUGCUGAAGUAUACUGUAGAGUCAAAAAUGCACAAGGAUUCGUUUCUUUCCGAAGCUAUUAUGGAAGAGGUUAUUUAUGAAGAUCUCCCUUCAAACCUAUGUGCAAUUCGGGAUUACAUUGAGAACAAAGGUGUAACAGCAGCUGACUCGGAAACAACUGGUGAAAGUAGGCUCUUCAGCGAGCAAACUGCUUCACCUAGUGUGGAUGAAAACACUUCUUUCAGAGCUACAGCUGAGGACUUCUCCAACUAUGAUGAUGACUUAUCAUCAGAAAGACCGAGAGUUCCGGGCCUGCAGAGAGACAUUGAAGUUCUGAAAGCAGAAAUUGUGAAAUUCAUUUCGGAGCAUGGGCAAGAAGGAUUUAUGCCUAUGAGGAAGCAACUUCGUUUGCAUGGUAGGAUCGAUAUCGAGAAAGCAAUCACACGCAUGGGUGGAUUCAGAAGAAUUGCAUCAUUGAUGAAUCUUUCCCUUGCUUAUAAACAUCGCAAACCGAAGGGAUACUGGGACAACCUUGAAAACUUGGAAGAAGAGGUACGUCGAUUCCAGAGAAGCUGGGGAAUGGAUCCCUCAUACAUGCCUCGUAGAAAAUCUUUUGAGCGCGCAGGGAGAUACGACAUAGCACGCGCUCUAGAAAAAUGGGGAGGCCUCCAUGAAGUAUCUCGUCUCUUGUCCCUGAAAGUUAGGCGCCCAAAUAGACAACAGGGACUUGCCAAGGACAAGAGAGCGGAUUCUGUAGCUGCUACUGAUGUAGAGGUUGGGGAUAGGACGAUAUCUAAACCCCACGUUUCGCAAGAUACUCAGAAGUGGCUUUCUCAACUUAAAUAUCUGGACAUUAACUGGGUUGAAUGACAAGUGAACCUUGCCCCCGCUUUUAGUUUAUCGAACCCGAAAACGGUUUUGGACAGCUCCAUUUGAUCUCCCAUUAUUUGACCUUCACCUUGUUUUCUUA